Pneumocystis jirovecii RU7 is the source of this 2568-nucleotide messenger RNA. RefSeq lists its product as uncharacterized. The record is from RefSeq and is a predicted model, not a curated record. Gene Ontology annotation, molecular function: microtubule binding. The transcript has 7 exons. NCBI's taxonomy places the organism in Eukaryota, Fungi, Ascomycota, Pneumocystomycetes, Pneumocystales, Pneumocystaceae. The coding region runs from base 1 to 2568 and encodes 855 amino acids.
AUGCCUUCUUUUGACAUGAGUUUGGAUACAGAAGAACUUUCUAUUUCAACAGAUGUGCGUGAACGGGACCGUAUUCGCCUUGAAAGAGAGCUUGAGAAGGAACUUAAUGGGUUUUCAUUCAGUAAAACGGGUUUUCAUGAGUCAAGCGAUGAUACAGUGCGUCCAGGACAUGUAGAUUUAAAUCAGACGUUUUUUGCGGAAUCACCGGAUACAAAGAGCCUGAACAAGCAUUUCCAGGACUUUAGUAUGGGUGUUAGUGCGUCAUCAGACGGAAGUAGCAUUGAAAAAGGGCUAGGACUUCAAUUAGGAACACCAAAUCUGAAAAAAGAGUUUUCAAAGGUCUAUACGGGGUCAAUUAAGUCGUUUGAUCGUCCUGUUGUCUCAGAUAGAGACUUUGAGACUAUUAUGAAAAGUCCUCUUGAAUCAACAACAUCGGAUUAUGGAGAUGUUGCAGCUAAAAUAAAGCAAAUAUAUUCUCCUUUUGAUAAGAAAACAGUGAAUGUGAAUUUUGGUUUUGCACAUGACAAGGAUGAUUAUGAACUGGAUAAGCGGUCGCCAGAAGUUACAAAUAGAAAUAAACUUGCGCAUGCUUUAAAAAAAACUGAAAGACGUCAGUCAAAUGUGCCUAUCGUUGAAAGAGAUGGAAAUAUAAUGACUCCAAAGUUUGUAGAGACUAAGUCCCCUGCUUUGUUGCGUCAUCAUCGUACAUCUGAUGUAAAUAAUGAAAACAUCUACCCGAUACAGUCAAAGUCGGAUAAAGCUUUCUGGAAAAUAGGAGAGAAUAAUGCAUCCAAGCGGGGUUUUCUUGAUGUUUCUAAAACAAAGGCUAUUCCUCGUGCAUUUAAGUCUGCAUCCGGUUUGAUGCAAGAACUUGGAUUAGAUGAUAAUCAAAAAAAUAUUGUGACUAAUAUGCCAUUGGCUUCAGAAAUGACUCAGUCAUUUCAACUUCCUGAUAUGACUGGAAUAACAUCAUUAAUUUAUGAUGGGACACAACCUGUUGUGAAUAAAAUUGAAAUGAUUACUAAAGAUAAAUAUAAAAAUUUGGAAUCCAUACCUAUAUCGUCAGAUGAUAAAGCUAUUUUAGUAGCAAUAAGAACAUUACAAAAUAAUAUAAAUGAGCUUGAGGCGCGGGAAUCUGCCUCAAAGAGACGUAUUCAAAAUUUGGAAAAAGAACUUGAAAAUGCUAAACAAUUAUAUCUUGCGGAGAAAAAACGUUCAGUAACUAUUAAGCAAGACAAAGAAAUUAAUAACAGUAACAAAAAUGAGAAUUUACAUUAUAUUCGUGAAACACAAGAAUGUGAGAAACUUUCACAUACUAUGGAACGCAUACGAUUAAAAAAUGAAGUUUCUACUUUGAAAUCUCAGAUUGAAACUCUUGAACACGAACUUAGUGUUAACAAAUCCAAAAUAGAUACUAUCAAAGAAGAAAAAAAUGAAGUUUUAAAAAAACUAAUGGAAACAUUAUCUGAGGUUGAUCAAUUGAAAAUAGAGAAUAAAAAAUUGGUUAAAGAAAUUGAAAAUUUAAAAAGAACAUAUAAGAUGAAGAAAUCUGAGAAUAUUAAGCAAAAGAAUUUAGAGCAUUCUUCAAAAUCAUCAUCGAAAAAAAAAAGUGUUUUAAAAAAAGAUCAACUAGAAUCACAAAGUAGUGAAACGAAUGAUGAAACAUCAAAAGAGUAUAAAUCUGAUUUUACUGUAACUGAUAAUGAAGAAACAGAUAAAGUGUCUAAGCCUUCAUGUAAAACAAAAAAGUCUUUACUUUUAAAAACUGCUCAGCCUAGUCGAAAAAGUUUGUUUGCAUCUCCUAUUAAAAGUUCGAAAAAAAAGAAUAAAUCUGAUAUAAAAAAAUCAUGCAAGAAAUCAAAGGCAAAUUUGGAAAAUCAAUUAGAAAAACAGAAAAUUAAUACAUCUAUAACUACGGACUCUGAAAGUAGUGAUGAUACUUUUGAAUACGAUUAUAGUAAAGAAUAUUCAUCCGAUGAUGAUAUUUUAUUAAAUAAAGAGCCGGCUUGGAUACAAGUCGAAAACAAAUUAAAAACAAAAUUAGAUAGAUCUAAACAGACAUAUGGUAAUAAAUCUAAGCAAAAUGUCCGUUCAAAAUCAUAUAUAGAUGUAAAUGCUCAGAAAAUUAUUGAUGGACUUGCUCGCCAUAAUCCUACAAGUUGUUCUGUCUGUAGUCGUAAAAGACAAAAAGAAAUUGCAUCUCGAAAAAACAAUAAUCAAUUAGCUUUUAGUGCAAAAACAAAACUUGAUAAUAUAUAUGAAGAGGAAAAUACACUUAGACCAUCUAUGUCUCCACAAAAUGCACUUUCCAUGGUUAUAAUACAAUUAGAGGAUGAAUUUAAACAUUUGAAAUUGAAAUAUCAAGAAUUUAUUCAAUCUUAUGAAAAAAUAGAUCCUGCUGUAGGAAAGAAAAAGCGAAAAGUUCUUGUAGGAAGACUUAAAAGCAUUAUUGAAGAAUUAGAAGCAAAAGCAGAUCAAAUCUAUGCAUUGUAUGAUGUAGCUGAAAUAACUAAGGAUGGUAGUGAUAUUUUAAAAAAAGUAUUAAAAAAUAGUAGAAUGGAUGUUUAA